GUGCUGUGGGAAAGCUCUUGUUUUGAUUCUAGAGCAUGCUGAAGUUGAUGUUGUUUUUGUCCAAGAUAAGAACAUGAAAGAAAUUCUAUCUGCCGAUUGCAAAUCUGCUCAGCGACUGAAAUCGAUUGUUUCAUUUGCUUCAACAACAAGGGAACAGAUUGAUGCUGCCACUAACUCUGGAGUGAAAGUGCAUUCCUGGAAUGAAUUCCUCCAGAUGGUUAGUCUCUUGAGAUUUUGUCUACACAUAUUAACUAUAUCUAGCAAUCAAGAAAUCAUCUUGGUGGCCCUUCUUACUACCAAAACUGAGAGAAAGUUACUGUAAAGCUUCCUAACAUCUUGGUUAGUCUCUUUAUCCUUUUUGAUGCAGCAUUGUAGGCAUGCCUUCUUUUUCUUAUAUUAUAGGUUGUUUUGCUUGUU
Messenger RNA from Phoenix dactylifera (date palm), 417 nucleotides. The record is from RefSeq and is a predicted model, not a curated record. NCBI's taxonomy places the organism in Eukaryota, Viridiplantae, Streptophyta, Magnoliopsida, Arecales, Arecaceae.